AAUCAAAAUUACAUAUAAAGAAUACCUUAACCUCUGACUGGUUUAAAUGGAUCCAAAAAUGUCUACAACAGUCUCACCCAAGGCUCGUGUUAUUAAAAUUCUGAACCGGAUUGGAGCCCGAGGUAUUUUCACUGAAGUCCGGGUGCAGCUGGUCGACCAGCCCAAGAUGCAAUUUAUGCGCACUGUCAAAGGACCCGUCCAUCUCGGAGAUAUUGUCGACUUCGAGGACACCGAACUGACUUGGCAGUCCUCGCAGAAGAGCAAAAGCAACUUCGGUGAUAUUUGCUAGACUAGAGAUCAUUAAUGAAUUAUCUAAAACUAACCUUGUUUAACAAAAUAUAAUUAAUUAAUAUUUGGGAAGAAUUAAUAAAUUUCAAUUUAGGGUAAGGCA
Molecule: messenger RNA, 391 nt
Organism: Drosophila eugracilis
Lineage: Eukaryota; Metazoa; Arthropoda; Insecta; Diptera; Drosophilidae
Gene: RpS28-like
Product: 40S ribosomal protein S28
Exons: 1
Coding region: 47-289 (80 amino acids)
Biological process (GO): ribosomal small subunit assembly; maturation of SSU-rRNA; translation
Cellular component (GO): ribosome; cytosolic small ribosomal subunit
Molecular function (GO): structural constituent of ribosome
Source: RefSeq, a predicted model, not a curated record